AUGCUCACAGGAAGUCUUGACGAUGAGACUGCUUAUUGGGGUACACUAUACGAGAACUCAGCUAGGGUAGUAGAAAAGGAAGAGAAUGAAGUUAAGAAGCUUUUCAGGGUUCAGUCAAACGAUGAUACAUUCUCUGAAAUGGAUGUUAACUCAGUUAAUUUUCGUGAAUUAAAUGACAGGAUCAUCAAAGCUGAAGACGAUAAUCAAAAAACCGUUUUACAACUGAUCUAUAGCUAUUACUAUUUUGGGAAAGGAUAUAGGUUAUGGUUUGAUCAUUAUAAAAAAACGUAUAGUGAUGAUACGUCCAAUUCUCUAGUUAAUGAUAAAAUUCGUGAGUGCUUUCCAGACUAG
Molecule: messenger RNA, 351 nt
Organism: Funneliformis caledonium
Lineage: Eukaryota; Fungi; Glomeromycota; Glomeromycetes; Glomerales; Glomeraceae
Source: the annotation of a GenBank genome assembly